Molecule: messenger RNA, 1116 nt
Organism: Coccidioides posadasii C735 delta SOWgp
Lineage: Eukaryota; Fungi; Ascomycota; Eurotiomycetes; Onygenales; Onygenaceae
Gene: STE3
Product: a-factor receptor
Biological process (GO): G protein-coupled receptor signaling pathway
Cellular component (GO): plasma membrane
Molecular function (GO): mating-type factor pheromone receptor activity
Source: RefSeq, a predicted model, not a curated record
AUGUCGGAAAUUCAGCCUUCCCUCGAGAGAUCUCCGGAAGGGGUUGCCCUUUCAGUAUUCGCCUUCCUCUCUAUCCUCGUUUGCUUUCCGCCUUUGCUCUGGCACUCGAGGAAUAAGAACUUCCCCGCAGUAUGUUUGACGGUCUGGCUUAUCGUUCAAAAUAUCUUCAACUUUAUUAAUCCACUGGUCUGGCCUACCGAUGAUAUACCUUCGUGGUGGGAUGGCCGAGGAUAUUGCGAUAUCCAAGCCAAACUCAUAACUGGAGCAGGCGUCGGAAUUGCGGGCCCAUUGGCAUGUAUAUUUCGAUCACUGGCAAAGGUCCUGGACACCGAGCAUGCUACCAUCAUGCCAAGCAAAGGAGAGAAAAGACGAACUCUUGCGUUCGAUAUUUCCUUCUGUGUGAUAAUUCCAGCAUUCGUCAUGGCGAUUCACUAUAUCGUCCAAGAAAGGCGAUAUUUCAUUUAUGCUAUUGUCGGCUGCAUGCCUUCCUACAUCAGCAGUUGGCCUAGUAUUAUCGUCAAUCACAUGUGGGCGCCACUUGUACUUACAGUUGCUGUAGUAUAUGCAGUGAUUGUUGUAUAUCGCCUUAUCAAGUACAAGCGUGAAUUCAAUUACAUUAUCUCAGUCAGCAGCUCCACAAAUAAGUCAAGGUUCAUGAGGCUCUUUAUACUUUCUAUGGUCCUGCUUCUCGGAAGUUAUCCCGUCCAGAUUUACGUUCUCUUCUUUAAUAUCACCGGAUUCGGGCCUUUGCUGCCAUUCUCAUGGGCUGAAGUGCACGGGCCAGAAUGGCAGGUUAUAGAAAAGUAUCCAAUGGGGGGUAAAGUAUUCUUCGAUCGUUGGAUUCAUGUUACUGCUGGAUUUUUGUUGUUCGCUUUCUUUGGCUUUGGAAAAGAUGCCACUCUCAUGUAUCGAUCGUUUCUCCUCAAACUUGGCCUUGGACGACUCUUUCCUGGUCUUCAACAUCCUCAUAUCAUGGGCUCUGGGCACGGCUCUUCUAGGAGCAAAGGCGGAUCCCUUGGAAGCCGGACAAGAAUAAUUUUUAGAGGGAAGUCCGAAGACACCACGACUAUGUCUACUGUUUCAAAGCCAGAUGAAUCGUUCGUAUCAUUCCUAUGA